Molecule: messenger RNA, 3030 nt
Organism: Camellia sinensis
Lineage: Eukaryota; Viridiplantae; Streptophyta; Magnoliopsida; Ericales; Theaceae
Source: RefSeq, a predicted model, not a curated record
GAAGCUUCUUCCCAAAUAUCUCUCUCUCACAAUCAAACCACACCACCACCAAUCGCAGACCCCACAAAUCUCUCCUUAAACCCCUCUCUCUCUCUCUCUCUCUCUCUCACUACAUCUCUAUUUCUCCCUCUACGUUUCUCAACGACAAUGCCAGCUUCUUCCUCAGAGACUCGUACGAGGUGGAGGAAGAAGCGAAAGAGAGAGCCCCAAAUCGGCCGACGAUCCAAGCCCCAAGACGACGACAUCGACGACGAUGAAGAAGACGAUGACGAACUCGAACAACAACAACAACCCGAAUUCGACGAAGACCAACAAAAUCCCCAAUCGGGUCCCGAUCCACCUCCAAUAUCCCGCGAGAGCGAGGUCUUAUCGGACGGCGGUGUUCGAAUCUCCGACUUCCCACCGGUGAUCAAGCACACAGUCAAUCGGCCCCACUCUUCGGUGCUCGCAAUUGUAGCCCUAGAGAGGGCGAUUCAGUGCGGCGAGGGUAAGAACCUUCAGAACGGCGUCGUAUUGGAGAACAUAUCACAUGGGCAGCUCCAGGCACUGUCUGCCGUGCCGGCGGCCGGUGAUCAGGAGAGGGCGGAUGGGUCUUCUUCCACCCCAGCGUAUGUUAUCACACCUCCUCCCAUUAUGGAAGGUCGUGGGGUUGUGAAGCGUUUUGGUGGUAAUCGAGUUCAUGUUGUGCCAAUGCACGCAGGUGCCCAUUUUCGCUCUCCAUUGCUCUCUGUUCCUAUCUCGCUUUUUUCAUGCCCUAACAUGUUCUGCUUAGACUGGUUCUCGCCUAGUACAGUGCAUAGAUUGGAGAGACAAGUAGUACCGCAUUUUUUCUCUGGGAAGUCAGCUGACCAUAUGCCUGAAAAAUACAUGGAAUGUCGGAAUUCGAUUGUUGCCAAGUAUAUGGAAAACCCAGAGACGAGAUUAUCUGUUGAUGAUUGCCAAGGACUGGUUGCUGGUGUUGAUAUUGAUGAUUUAACUCGAAUUUUUAGGUUUCUUGAUAACUGGGGAAUCAUUAACUACUGUGCGGCUUCUCCCAGACAUGAUCACCGGAUUGAUGGCUCGUAUCUGGGGGAGGAUUCAACUGGUGAGGUUCAGGUGCCAUCUGCUGCUUUGAAGUCCAUCAAUAGCUUAAUUCAGUUUGACAAGCCUAAAUGCAGUCUCAAGGCAGCAGAUGUUUAUCCAUCAUUGUCAUGUCAUGAUGUUGAGGAGUCUGAUUUAGACAGCAGAAUCCGAGAGCGAUUAUCAGAAAACCGAUGCAAUUGUUGUUCCCGGAGCCUACCCUUUGUCUACUAUCAGUCGCAGAAGGAGGUUGAUGUACUGCUAUGCUUGGAUUGCUUCCAUGAUGGAAGAUUUGUUAUUGGUCAUUCAAGCAUAGACUUUUUAAGGGUUGAUGCUACAAAAGAGUAUGAUGAUCUGGAUGGGGAAAGUUGGACUAAUCAGGAAACACUACUACUGCUUGAAGCAAUGGAAAUCUACAAUGAAAACUGGAAUGAAAUAGCUGAACAUGUCGGUACCAAGUCAAAAGCACAGUGCAUCCUUCAUUUUAUUCGUCUUCCAAUGGAGGAUGGCCCACUGGAAAACAUCGCAGUUCCAAGCGUGUCCCUCUCCUCAAAUUUGUCAAACAGAGAUGAUUUUGGAAGACCACAUUCAAGUUCAAAUGGAGAUUCAGCAGGAUCCUGUCUUGAAGACCCUGAUUCUGGGCAUAGGCUUCCUUUUGCAAAUUUUGCUAAUCCAGUUAUGGCCUUGGUUGCAUUUCUGGCCUCUGCUGUGGGCCCUAGAAUUGCUGCGGCAUGUGCCCAUGUGUCCUUGGCAGUACUAUCUGAGGAUUCGCAAACAGCAUCUGGGCAUGGUAAUAGGAUGAAUAUGGAGAGUACGCGCAAUAGUGAAGGCAGUUCUCAUGGAGAAAAUACAAACUCAAGUCAACAAAAAGAAGAUAACUUGGAAGUACAUGGUCAAUGGAAUCAGAAUGGUGAGGCUGCUCCAUUAACUGCUGAAAAGGUGAGAUCUGCUGCCAAAGCUGGUCUUGCUGCUGCUGCAACAAAAGCAAAACUGUUUGCAGAUCAUGAAGAGCGUGAAAUUCAAAGGCUAUCUGCUAAUAUUAUAAAUCAUCAGUUGAAGAGAUUAGAGCUCAAGCUGAAGCAAUUUGCAGAGGUGGAAACCAUGUUAAUGAAAGAAUGUGAACAAGUGGAAAGGGCGAGGCAGAGGAUUGCUGCUGAGCGGACCCGCAUGACAUCGGCUCAGUUUGGACCUGCUGCAGUGACUUCAUCUACAAGCCUACCAGGCAUCGUCAAUCCUUCCAUGGUUAAUAACACUGCCAAUAACAGACAACCUGUCAUCGCAGGUACGUCCUCACAACCAUUUAUUUCUGGGUAUGGGAAUAACCAACCCAUCCAUCCCCAAUUCAUGGCUCGACAGCAAAUGUAUGGACUUGGGCCACGACUGCCACUCUCGGCUUUACACCCAUCCUCAUCAGCGGCUCCUAAUGCUAUGUUCAAUGCUGCAACAAAUGCUCAGCCCACUCUCAAUCAUUCGAUGCUGAGGCCUGUAUCGGGGACUAGCUCUGGUUUAGGUUGAAAAUUAGGUAAAAGCAAUUCAGUAUUGGAUGUCUCUGGUUUUAUUAAGUCUUCUCUCUCCUUUUCCAUGUUAAAGAAGGGAGUAAGAUGGGGUGAUACGGAAAUAGCCGUGAACUAGUCUGUGUCACAUUCUCAAGUUUUAAUUUGGAAGGAGUCACUUGGAGCGGUAGGGAUUGGAUCUAUUGCGAAACGAACCAAUUUUUCAGAGGCACAGUUAAUUGGUUGGUUCAUGUAGCACUUAAUUGUUAUUUGUAUUUUUAUUGUUAGUCUUCACAUUCAAUUGUAAAGAUGAAGAAAUUGAUCAGGAUGCUAAUUUUUUUUUUUUUGUGGGUAGGUAAGAUGCUAAAAUUAUUGCUAGGUGUUGUACAGAUAAUGCAAGGAAUUAGGGCAAUUAAGGCUGAUUUGAUGAUUUUAGUGUUCAGUUUACUUCAUAAUAUAGAAGUUCUCUCUCCAAAAA